This is a messenger RNA of Glycine soja, 2173 nucleotides long. RefSeq names its product protein HAPLESS 2-like. NCBI's taxonomy places the organism in Eukaryota, Viridiplantae, Streptophyta, Magnoliopsida, Fabales, Fabaceae. Bases 1 to 2136 code for a protein of 711 amino acids. The record is from RefSeq and is a predicted model, not a curated record. The transcript has 18 exons.
AUGGCAUUGUGUUCUGCUAUCACCCUAAUGAUCAUCUUCAUACUUUCUUCCUUCCAUGUUGUUGGAAUUCAAAUCAUCUCCAAAUCGAAGCUGGAGAAGUGCGAGAAGAACUCCAACUCCGACGACAAUCUCAAUUGUACUACCAAAAUCGUACUCAACAUGGCUGUUCCCAGUGGCUCGAGUGGUGGAGAGGCGUCGAUUGUUGCGGAAUUGGUGGAAGUGGAGGAAAAUUCAAGCAGGAAAAUGCAGACAUUGCGUAUUACUCCUGUCAUAACGGUCAACAAAACUUCUGCAUAUGCCUUGUAUCAGUUAACAUACAUACGAGAUGUUCCUUAUAAACCUGAAGAGUAUUAUGUUAAGACACGCAAAUGCGAGCCAGAUGCUGGUGCAAAUGUCGUGAAGAUAUGUGAAAGACUGCGAGAUGAAGAGGGUCAUAUUAUCGAGUACACUCAGCCAAUAUGUUGUCCAUGUGGGCCCCAGAGGUGGAUGCCUUCAUCAUGUGGAAACUUCUUUGACAAAUUGACAAAAGGAAAGGCCAACACUGCACAUUGUGUGCAUUUCCCUGGUGAUUGGUUUCAUGUUUUUGGCAUUGGGCAGCGAACAUUGGGAUUUAGUGUUCAAAUACAGGUGAAGAGUGGAACUAAAGUUUCGGAAGUGGUUGUGGGUCCUCAAAACAGAACAGUGAUCUCUGAUGAUAAAUUUUUUAGGGUUAAUCUUAUAGGAGAUUUUGUUGGGUAUACAAAUAUACCAUCUUUUGAGGAUUUCUAUCUGGUCGUACCAAGGCAGGUAUGCUUCCCUGGGCAACCACAGGAUUUGGGGAGAAACAUUUCUAUGUGGAUGCUGCUUGAGAGAGUGAGAUUUACCUUAGAUGGUAUUGAAUGUAACAAAAUUGGUGUCAACUAUGAAGCUUUUAAUCAACAACCAAACUUUUGCCCUUCUCCCUUUUGGACCUGCUUGCAUAAUCAAUUGUGGAAUUUUCGGGAGGCUGACCUGAAUCGAAUAAGUAGGAAUCAAGUGCCACUCUAUGGUUUGGAAGGAAGGUUUGAAAGAAUAAACCAACAUCCAAGUGCUGGGAGUUAUUCUUUCUCCAUAGGAAUUACAGAGGUUCUUAAUACAAACCUUGUGCUAGAAUUAAGUGCGAAUGAUGUAGAGUAUGUUUAUCAAAGGAGCCCAGGAAAGAUAAUAAGUGUUAGUGUCCCUACAUUUGCAGCCCUAACUCAAUUUGGUGUUGCUACAAUCACAACUAAGAAUACCGGUGAGGUGGAAGCGUCAUAUAGUUUGACGUUUAAUUGCUCCAAGGAUAUCACCCUGAUGGAGGAGCAAUUUUUAAUAAUGAAGCCAAAUGAGGUUACAACCCAAUCAUGCAAAAUCUACCCAACCACUGAUCAGGCUUCAAAAUAUUUUUGUGCGGCCGUACUAAAGGAUUCUGAUUAUAAUGAAGUUGAUAGAGCUGAAUGUCAAUUUGCUACUACGGCAACUGUUCUUGACAACGACACACAGGUAUGUUCUUUCCUGGGUAUGCCUUUUCAACCACAAGAGACCAGUAUAAAUAGUUUCUUUGAUUCUAUCGAAAGCAUAUGGAAUAAAAUAUGGACAAGCUUAACAGAAUUUAUCACUGGAAAAACUUGUAGAGAAAAAUGCUCUGGGUUUUUUGACUUCAAGUGCCACAUACAAUAUGUUUGCUUGAGUUGGGUAAUGAUGUUUGGUCUGUUUUUGACAAUUUUUCUGACAGUGCUUGUGCUAUUAUGGCUUUUGCACCAGAAAGGUCUAUUUGAUCCUUUGUAUGACUGGUGGGAGGAUAUCUUAGGCGCUGAUGAACAAAUCAUCAUGGAUAAACGUAAAUUCAAAAUUGACAAGGGGCAUCACCAUAUUCAUGAAAACAAACAUCAUAAGCAAGAACAUUGGCACUCUAACUAUAGUGCUCAAAAUAGGCGAAGGACCACUUAUGAGCAUAUGCACAAGCGUUCUGAAAGGAACUUUGAUUAUUUUGAUGAUUUACACCAUGUUCAUAAAGAAAUGCACAAGUAUGAACAUAAAAAACAGAAUAUGGAUAAUGUGCAGCAUAUUGUUGACCAUCCUGCACAUCACAAACACAGAAAGAAACGGGAUAGCUCAAAGGGGGAGUUAAAGAGAUGAAGCUAAAACAUGAUAAAGUGAGGCAAGAAAAUUAUGA